AUGCAAUCUACUGGCUCAGAUCGCGAACGCAAUAAUCGCGAACUGCUCUGGGUCCGACUUUAUCUCGCUGAAGCCAUGCGCAGUCACGGCGAAGCUCCAAUGCUUUUCGCUGAGCUCGUUCCUAUUUCAAACGACAACAGUGUGGAUAUGGUCGUGAUAGAUUCACUAGUUGAGGAGCCGGAGCCUCCUUAUCAACUCACAGUUGCAGAGAGCGCUUUGAGGCUUGUGCGCGACUCACAUUACGAUCACGCAGCCAAUCUUUUACAACAAGAAGGUCUCACCUGGGCGAGACCGGAGCAUUUCUGGAUUGUAUUCGGAGGGCCGAUGGCAGGGAAUAUCACCUGCGAACGGAAACUGAAGCCGAGGAGCUCAGAAGAGGAUGAGAAAGGCCGACGUUUUAUGGCUGUGGGAUUUGGCACAGCAUUGAUCACUGACGUAGUCCUUCUUUGA
Messenger RNA from Rhinocladiella mackenziei CBS 650.93, 450 nucleotides. RefSeq lists its product as uncharacterized. The record is from RefSeq and is a predicted model, not a curated record. NCBI's taxonomy places the organism in Eukaryota, Fungi, Ascomycota, Eurotiomycetes, Chaetothyriales, Herpotrichiellaceae. The coding region runs from base 1 to 450 and encodes 149 amino acids. The transcript has a single exon.